Rhipicephalus sanguineus (brown dog tick) is the source of this 891-nucleotide messenger RNA. Its product is annotated as zinc finger protein 271. Gene Ontology annotation, cellular component: nucleus. The transcript has 3 exons. The record is from RefSeq and is a predicted model, not a curated record. Lineage: Eukaryota; Metazoa; Arthropoda; Arachnida; Ixodida; Ixodidae. The coding region runs from base 1 to 891 and encodes 296 amino acids.
AUGACCAUACCUGUCAAGCUGGAACCGUCUUUCCAACAAGAUUCGAACGAGGAAGUGCACCUACUGCAAUAUUCCACGCUCAGCGACGCCGCAACGUCCCACAAAAGACAGAACCAGAACAAGUGCUCCUACUGUGGCAGAGUGUUCUCGAGGAAGCGUGACCUGGACGACCACAUACGCGUCCACACCGAGGAGAGACCUUACGCUUGCCACCUCUGUCCCAUGACGUUCAGACAGAAAAAAAACGUCGUGCGUCACCUGAAAACGCACACGGGCGAGAGGCCAUUCAAGUGUCGCUUCUGCGAAAAGGCAUUCGCCAGCAUGUCAGAUCAAAACAGGCACGAGGUUUUCUGUCAUCGCAAGUCUCUCCAUUGCCAUGUGAAUGCCCAAGCACACCAAAACGUCGCUAUACCUGUGAAGCUGGAACCGUCCUUCCAAGAAGACUGGAAUGAGGAAGUGCACCUACUGCAACAUUCCGGGCGCAGCGACGCGGAAACAUCCCGCGGAAGCCAGAACCCGCGCAAGUGCAACUACUGCGGCAAAGUGUUCCAGGAGAAGUAUGACCUGGACAAACACCUACACGUCCACACUGGCGAGAGGCCGUUCGUCUGCCACCUCUGUCCCAUGACAUUCACGCACAAACAGAGCGUCGCGCGUCACGUCCGAACGCACACGGGCGAGAAGCCAUAUCAGUGUCGCUUCUGCCCCAAGGCAUUCACCAGCAAGUCGGAUCAAAACAGGCAUGAGGCAUGCACGCACACGGGCGGGAGACCAUAUAGGUGUCGCUUCUGCCCGAUGGCAUUCGCCGUCAAGAGGGAUCAGAAGAGGCACGAGGUGAGCUCGCACGACCUUUGGACUGAUCUCAAUAACUCACCGAGUGCACUGCAGUAA